GGCUGUUCAGCCUCUUGUACCUUCCCUCGUUGCUGCGAGGCCCCUGCAGUUCCUUUUCCUCCCCAGUCCCCUCCUAUCUGCUCUUUCCUCUACUCUUGUCAGAUUUCCCCCCCAGUCCAGACCAGAAAGACCCCAGUACAGGCGGAGCAGCUCUGCGUGGAGUUCUAGAAAAAGAAAAAACGUACCCAAAGGAACAAAAAACCAGCACCAUGAAGACCGCGGCCGCACAAUGGUGGCUCUUAUCUGUUUUCCUGCUUGUCAGCUCCGAGAGCGAGAUCACAACAGACGACUUCUCGGAGACCCAGAACAAAGCGCUCGGACUGAUCCUGGAGCAUUUCCAUAACAAAGACCAUAUCAGGAGUGGGUUUAAAGUGACCGACAUCAGGAAAACCGUAGAAAUAGAUUACGGUUUUGGAACUUUUGUGAACUUGGAGUUUUCACUGAAACAGACGACUUGUCCUAAACGUCAUUGGACUCAUACUGACUGUGAGCUGGUGAAGUCUGGGAGGACAUUUAACUGCUUCGCCUGCUUCAAGUUUAGUUACAGUUCCGAUAAGAUUGUGUCUCAGCUCAUCGACUGCGUUGGCGCUCAUCAGGUGGACGCGAAGAGAACCAGCCGGAGGAACCAGUCCUGCAAGGAAGUGGAGCUGAAGAAAGGAUCCGGGAAACCUGGGACUUACAGUUUUCUGACCUCUCAGACAGUUUGAUUCAGACAGACAAUCCUCUGUGGGACCCCAAUGUACGGGAGGGAAGACGCCACGUACUCCAUAUUGUAUAUACCAUGCUACCUAACACGAACAUAUAUACUGUACACCGAGCUGGAGAGGAGCCAAGAGUCAUUGACCGAACCCGAGAGAAGCGAGGUUCAUGAGGAGAUGACGAGAAGAUGACGAGGGGACAACUGUGGUCUUUAUAUUAAGUCUGCAUUGAAAUAAUGUACACACUGGACGUAAUAAACUAUUGUGAAAUAUAAUAAAUCAUAUCAGAGAAA
This is a messenger RNA of Bufo bufo (common toad), 991 nucleotides long. Its product is annotated as retinoic acid receptor responder protein 2-like. NCBI's taxonomy places the organism in Eukaryota, Metazoa, Chordata, Amphibia, Anura, Bufonidae. The coding region runs from base 210 to 707 and encodes 165 amino acids. Gene Ontology annotation, biological process: regulation of lipid catabolic process; inflammatory response. The record is from RefSeq and is a predicted model, not a curated record. Gene Ontology annotation, molecular function: signaling receptor binding. The transcript has 6 exons.